This is a messenger RNA of Protopterus annectens (West African lungfish), 1916 nucleotides long. RefSeq names its product DEP domain containing 7 (gene DEPDC7). The transcript has 9 exons. Lineage: Eukaryota; Metazoa; Chordata; Ceratodontiformes; Protopteridae. Gene Ontology annotation, biological process: intracellular signal transduction. The coding region runs from base 171 to 1763 and encodes 530 amino acids. The record is from RefSeq and is a predicted model, not a curated record.
AACACUUUUUUCAGCCACAUUACUCUACUGCCUAAGCUCGAGCUGGGAUAAAAAGCUGACGUCAUGCCUUACAGAGGUAGCCGGCGUGCGAGCGUGUUGUUCUGAGGUUUGAUAGAGGCGGAUGGUGGCUUGGUGGGAUAGGACUGUUUUAAGGUGUAGAAGUAAAAUCCAUGGCUCUUUUGAAACAGAAAGCGGCAGCUCUGAAUCUUUCUGCUGAUUCUUUUAGUCCAAUGGGCAGACCGCCAGAUGCAGAUCGCAAACCCUUUAAGGCAACGUACAUUUGGACCUGCAUUAUAGAGGCACUCCAAAGCCAAGUAGAAGUGAAGCGAAGGAGACAUAAUUUAAAAUGUCAUAAUAACUGCUUUAUUGGCUCCGAUGCUGUGGAUGUACUCUUCUCUCAUCUCAUACAAAACAAGUACUUUGGGGAUACAGACAUUUCUCGUUCCAAAGUGGUGAAAGUUUGUCAGGUUCUGAUGGACUGUGGUAUUUUUGAGCCUGUUGGAACAAAACUUUUUAGCAAAGAUAAGAAAAGAACAUUUGAGGACAGCAGCUGCAGUUUGUAUAGAUUUAUAAAUUCUGGUUAUCACAGUGAAAAUGAGAACUCUAAUGAAUACUGUGAUUCUCCAUGUUAUCAAGGGACAGUUUUCCACGGCACAUGCAGAAGGCAGGAAUCGACUGUAUAUCCUGGUUCUGCUCCCAUGAAGUCUGAAAAAUCUUUAGAAGACCUCUUGGAUAACUUGAGUCUGAAGCCGGCUAAUUCUGUACAGUUAAAGGUCAACCAGAAUUUGCCUGAUGAAGUUGUCAACAGGGUGUGGCAAGAGCAAACAAUCAGACGUCUUCUAGAACUUGUGGAACUUCCCAUCUUAGACUCUCUGCUAGACAUAGAUGACUACUCUAAAAGGACAAGAUCUGAUAAAGAAUCAGAUUUGAUGACCACCAACUAUUUGGACAGAGAAAUUCUGAAGGCUUUCGGGGACUCUCAAGCAGAUGAUUGGAUUUCUGCUGCUGUAGAUUGUUUAGAGUUCCUUCCAGACCAGAUGGUGGUAGAGGUUGCCAGAAGCUUUCCAAGCCAGGCAGAUGAAAUGGACAAAUGUAAGAGACUGCUGUUUGAUGUUAUUGUAAAGUACUACAAACAAAGAAGAGAGACCCUUUUAACCAACCAGUACUUUGAUGUCCACACAGGAAUUGCAGAACUACUUGUAAAUGGGAAGGAACAACGUGCAUUGGAAGCUACUCAACUGUGCCUAAAAUUGCUGGAUUCUAAAAACAGAGAAGAGUUCAGAAGGUUGCUAUAUUUUAUGGCAAUUGCAGGAAAUCCAUCUGAAAUGAAACUUCAGAGCGAGAGUGAAAACAGAAUGACUGUCAAAAGAGCUUUCAGUAAAGCUAUUGUCGACCACAAAAGCCUAUCAAAAGGCAAAGCAGACUUGCUGGUAUUGUUUCUUAUGGACAACCACAAAGAUGUGUUCAAGAUUCCUGGAUCCUUGCACAAACUUGUGAGUGACAAAUUGGUAUCGAUACAGUUAGGAAGAGAUCCUGACCAAGAUUAUGGGUAUACGUUUUGUCAUCGACUUGAUCACAGUGAAUAUAAACAAAAUGCAAAGAAGACUACAAAUGAUGAACUGUUGUCUUUGCUGAAGACCAUACAUCUGAACAUGCAGAUUUCACCAAAGGAAAAGAAAAGGCUACUUGGUCAGUUUUAUAAGGGGCAUCCUGAAAUCUUUAUUCAAUAUUUUGAUGCAAUAGCAAUUCACAUUGAUUCCUAAAUUAUGGCUGUAGAAGUAGCCUUAUUGAAUAAAAGUUAUGAAAAUGUUAAGUUAAAAAUGUGAAAUAUUGUAUUAUAUUUAUAUUUUCUUAAUGUGUAUUAAAGAUUUGUUAAUGUAAUAUAUUGACAUAAUAAAGACUACUUUGUUCCAUGG